AAGAGGCUGAAGCCUCUAAUCUGGACCACGUGGUUCUGGACGAAGAUCAUUCUGGGUCCAGACGGCUGCAGAACCUCUGGAGGGACUCCAGGGAGGAGGCGCUGGGAGAAUACUACAUGAGGAAAUACGCCAAGUCUUCAGUGGGAGAGCAUUAUGCUGGCGGUCCCGAGGAGCUUUCUGAUGACAUCACGCAGCAGCAGCUGCUUCCUGGAGUCAAGGACCCGAACCUGUGGACUGUAAAGUGUAAGAUCGGGGAGGAGAGAGCAACGGCCAUCGCUCUGAUGAGGAAGUUCAUCGCUUACCAGUUCACCGACACACCGCUCCAGAUCAAGUCCGUGGUGGCGCCCGAUCACGUCAAAGGCUACAUUUACGUGGAGUCGUACAAGCAGACGCACGUCAAGGCCGCCAUCGAGGGCAUCGGUAAUCUGAGGAUGGGCUUCUGGAACCAGCAGAUGGUUCCCAUCAAAGAGAUGACGGAUGUCCUGAAGGUGGUCAAGGAGGUGACCAACCUGAAGCCCAAGUCCUGGGUCCGGCUCAAGAGAGGCCUGUACAAGGACGACAUCGCUCAGGUGGACUACGUGGAGCCCAGCCAGAACACCAUCUCCCUGAAGAUGAUUCCUCGCAUUGACCUGGACCGCAUCAAGGCCAAGAUGAGUCUGAGAGACUGGUUCGCUAAGAGGAAGAAGUUCAAGAGGCCUCCGCAGCGACUCUUUGACGCUGAGAAGAUCAGGUCUCUGGGUGGGGAGGUGAGCCACGACGGAGACUUCAUGAUCUUUGAGGGGAACCGCUACAGCCGCAAAGGAUUCCUGUUUAAAAGCUUCGCCAUGUCCGCCGUGAUCACAGACGGCGUGAAGCCCACCCUGUCGGAGCUGGAGAAGUUCGAGGACCAGCCUGAGGGAAUCGACCUGGAGGUGGUGACCGAGUCAGGGAAGGAGCGCGAACACAACCUGCAGGCCGGAGACAACGUGGAGGUCUGCGAGGGAGAGCUGAUCAACCUGCAGGGCAAAAUCCUCAGCGUGGACGGCAACAAGAUCACCAUCAUGCCCAAACACGAGGACCUGAAGGACCCCCUGGAGUUCCCGGCCCACGAGCUGAGGAAGUAUUUCCGGAUGGGCGACCACGUGAAGGUGAUCGCCGGGCGCUACGAGGGCGACACGGGGCUCAUCGUGCGGGUGGAGGACAACUUCGUCAUCCUCUUCUCGGACCUGACCAUGCACGAGCUCAAGGUGCUGCCCAGAGACCUGCAGCUGUGCUCGGAGACGGCGUCCGGCGUGGACGUGGGGGGGCAGCACGAGUGGGGCGAGCUGGUGCAGCUGGACCCGCAGACCGUCGGCGUCAUCGUCCGCCUGGAGAGGGAGACCUUCCAGGUUCUGAACAUGCACGGCAAGGUUCUGACGGUGCGCCACCAGGCGGUCAACCGCAAGAAGGACAACCGCUUCGCCGUGGCGCUGGACUCCGAGCAGAACAACAUCCACGUCAAAGACAUCGUGAAGGUGAUCGACGGGCCGCACUCGGGCCGGGAGGGCGAGAUCCGCCACCUGUUCCGAGGCUUCGCCUUCCUGCACUGCAAGAAGCUGGUGGAGAACGGAGGGAUGUUCGUCUGCAAGACCAGACACCUGGUUCUGGCCGGAGGCUCCAAGCCCAGAGACGUGACCAACUUCACGGUUGGCGGCUUCGCUCCCAUGAGCCCUCGCAUCAGCAGCCCCAUGCACCACGGCGGAGGAGGCGCUCAGCAGAGAGGAGGCGGAGGAGGAGGAGGGGGGUUCGGGCGGGGUCGAGGACGCAGAGACAACGAGCUGAUCGGUCAGACGGUGCGCAUCUCCCAGGGUCCUUACAAAGGAUACAUCGGUGUGGUGAAGGACGCCACGGAGUCCACGGCCCGGGUGGAGCUGCACUCCACCUGCCAGACCAUCUCUGUGGACCGGCAGAGGUUGACCACCAUGGGCGCCAAGCGGCACACGGGAUCGACCUCGGCCCACGGACGCACGCCCAUGUUUGGCUCCCAGACGCCGAUGUACGGCGCCGGCUCCAGAACGCCCAUCUACGGCUCCCAGACGCCGAUGCACGACGGAAACCGAACGCCUCACUACGGCUCCCAGACCCCGCUGCAUGAUGGGAGCAGGACCCCCGGGCAGAGCGGCGCCUGGGACCCCAGCAACCCCAACACGCCCUCCAGGAACGAUGAAGAGUACGACUUCGGGUUCGAUGACGAGCCCUCGCCGUCUCCUCAGGGCUACGGUGGGACCCCCAACCCCCAGACCCCGGGCUACCCCGAGGUCCCCUCCCCACAGGUCAACCCCCAGUACAACCCUCAGACCCCGGGGACGCCUGCCAUGUACAACCCGGAGCAGUAUUCUCCGUACGCGGCGCCGUCUCCACAGGGCUCCUACCAGCCCAGCCCCAGUCCGCAGAGCUACCACCAGGUGGCGCCGUCGCCCGUCGGCUUCCAGAACACGCACUCGCCGGCCAGCUACCACCCGACCCCCUCCCCCAUGGCCUAUCAGGCCAGUCCCAGCCCCAGCCCGGUGGGCUACAGUCCGAUGACACCCGGGGCGCCCUCCCCCGGCGGGUACAACCCCCACACCCCCGGCUCCAACAUCGAGCAAGGCAGCGGCGACUGGGUGACCACAGACAUCCUGGUGCGGGUCAAAGACUCCUUCAUGGACCUGAUGGGUCAGAUCGGCGUGAUCCGGAGCGUCACGGGAGGGAUGUGCUCCGUGUUCAUGCAGGAGUCCGAGAAGGUGGUCAGCGUCAGCAGCGAUCAUCUGGAGCCCGUCACGCCGACAAAGAACAACAAGGUGAAGGUGAUUCUGGGAGAAGACCGCGAGGCCACGGGGAUCCUGCUGAGCAUCGACGGAGACGACGGCAUCGUCCGCAUGGAGCUGGACGACCAGCUGAAGAUCCUCAACCUGAGGUUCCUGGGCCGGCUGGACCACUGAGGGAACCGCUUUUCUACUUUUUACGUUUCUCUUGAGUGGUCCCGUUCUGCUUUUAGUGCUUUUCAUGUGUCAGGUCUUUGAUUUCUGGGCUCCAAACAAAGUGUAUCAAUGCGUCAAUAAACUGUGAACCGGU
Molecule: messenger RNA, 3072 nt
Organism: Fundulus heteroclitus (mummichog)
Lineage: Eukaryota; Metazoa; Chordata; Actinopteri; Cyprinodontiformes; Fundulidae
Gene: supt5h
Product: SPT5 homolog, DSIF elongation factor subunit
Biological process (GO): regulation of transcription by RNA polymerase II; regulation of DNA-templated transcription elongation; transcription elongation by RNA polymerase II
Cellular component (GO): DSIF complex
Molecular function (GO): protein binding; mRNA binding
Source: RefSeq, a predicted model, not a curated record